AGGAUAUGAAAAAGGGCAAGGCAGGAAAAGGACCCAUCACAACCAUGACGGUCGGCAAUAACCCCGGAACCGAGCUAGAUACUGCGCCUGAGGAAGAGGAAGAAUCAAGAAAGGAUAAACCAAAAGAGGAUGCCGAAGAAUUGUUCAGGAAUCAUCCGCUCCCGGUAUAUGAUGUGGUGAAGGCUGAAGAGAAAGCAUCUGCCACAAUGGAACUAGAAGCUCGUGCUACGGUUUCGCCCCCCACGAAGAUCACGGACUGGCUCAACGAAGAGAAAAGUGAAGUUAGUCGUGACGUCUUGCCACUUGUCCGACCUUCACAAAUCAUCCACUCAGAUAUACACAACAUCUUUCACCCCACCGACAACCCCUACUCUGUU
Messenger RNA from Cryphonectria parasitica EP155, 377 nucleotides. RefSeq lists its product as uncharacterized. Lineage: Eukaryota; Fungi; Ascomycota; Sordariomycetes; Diaporthales; Cryphonectriaceae. The transcript has a single exon. The annotation marks the transcript as partial. The record is from RefSeq and is a predicted model, not a curated record.